AUGUCCGGCCUCGAAGUAGCUGGCCUUGUUCUCGCGGUCGUACCACUUUUCAUCUCUGCAUUUGAGCACUACGAGGCAGGUCUUCGACCCUUCCAGCGCUUCUUCAACCAUGAACAAGAAGCAUCUCGGUACAGGAUCAUACUUCUUGUUCAAUACACGGAGUUCAGCCUGACUCUGCAAUACCUAUUGACUGAACUUACUGACCAAGAUGAACUGGAUGAUAUGAUCACACGUGGCUACGGCGAUCUGUGGAAGGAUUCUCAAUUGAACACGAAGCUCCAACGACAGCUGGGAACAGCUUAUGAGUCCUUCCGUAUUAUUGUGGCCCAAAUAUUCGAUGACAUGGAGCAACUAGCUAUGAUAUUGGACAUACAGAGGCAGGGUCAAGUUACAGGUCCGCAACUGGAGGCUUUGGUGACCUCUCACAAGCCAAAGCAAAGCUUGCCCCGUCGUUCUCCUCAAUCGUUUCUACACACCUACGAGUUUCAGAAGAAGUUGAAGUUCAGUCACAAGGGCAGACGCAUACAGCCACUGCUUGAGGCUCUGAUGCAACACAACAGACAACUUCAGUCUUUUACUGAAAAGAGCAAGAAGCUGGCUAAAGCGAGAUCCAAAGGUUCCAGAAAAGCCUUCAGUACACCAUUGCACCACGUGCAGAAGGGCGCAGAACGACUCUAUAAAGUCCUUAGUGGAACUUGGACAUGUUCACAGCAUGCAAGCCAUGUCGUCAAUCUGAUGCUGGAGCCACGAGUCCAGAUACCGCACUCGAAUUUUCAGGAACCGGAUUCGGUGGACAGCGUCGCCUUCCACCUAACCAUACCUAAUCUUAUGUCCCCGUCCGUGUACCGUAGCAUUCAGGUACACGUGCUGCAUGACGAUGGGACUGCCGCUGUUGUCCAAAGCAGAGUGGCUUUUGAGGCGAGCUCGCAAGCGACACCCCAGAUAGAUGUCACCAAACUGCCAACGGUCGGUUGCCUUUGCAUCGCAAUGGAGGGAUCGCGGUCUCAGAAAUGUGCUGGUUUCUGUGUGGACCAUCAGGAACGACUACUAAGAGACUAUCCACUAUCACAAGAGCUGCAGGAUCUGUACAAGCACCGUUCAGGAAGUUCCACAAGCCUCAAAGACGUUAUCUCCAGACCUCCUACGGGAACCAGACGUCAAAAGCCUUUCAAUAGCUUCCAAGCUUGUCUCCUUGGGUUGACAAUCGCCUCAUCUUUCCUCCAGCUGCGUUCGACUGCUUGGAUUAGUGGUCAAUGGCGAUCCGAAGACGUGUAUUUUGUACAGCGCGCGACAUCUCUGGAUGCGGCAGAUAUCGAGCGACCUUUCAUACGGCAGACUUACUUGAGCCCUGCUGUUGGUCCUCUACAAGCAAACCCUGGCGGCAUGGGCGUGACUGUAACACACAUGGCUGUUGACGACAAAUACGCCUUCCUCAAACUUGGUAUUAUGCUCUUGGAGAUAUUCGCCAGGGAGCCGUUCCCUUCUUCUCAAAGUCCAGCAGCUGGAGACCAAAGAAUGGCUGAUCUGGUCACAGUCAACAAUUGGGUCGAACAAGAGAAGGGAAACAUGACAAAAGCCUUCUAUAAUGCCAUCUCUGCAUGCAUAAGUUGGUUCGCGCAUCCAGGAGCUGAUUUGCGGAACGAUGAUUUCAAGCGAGAAUUCAUCGAUCAACUCAUCAUCCCUCUGAGAGAUGAGUCAAAAAUUUAUGUCUCAGCGACGAGAACUUCGGGACCUUGA
Molecule: messenger RNA, 1737 nt
Organism: Aureobasidium pullulans EXF-150
Lineage: Eukaryota; Fungi; Ascomycota; Dothideomycetes; Dothideales; Saccotheciaceae
Exons: 2
Coding region: 1-1737 (578 amino acids)
Source: RefSeq, a predicted model, not a curated record